Messenger RNA from Sarcophilus harrisii (Tasmanian devil), 2311 nucleotides. RefSeq names its product kelch like family member 30 (gene KLHL30). Gene Ontology annotation, molecular function: protein binding. The transcript is spliced from 8 exons. The record is from RefSeq and is a predicted model, not a curated record. The coding region runs from base 247 to 1983 and encodes 578 amino acids. NCBI's taxonomy places the organism in Eukaryota, Metazoa, Chordata, Mammalia, Dasyuromorphia, Dasyuridae.
GUGGCCAGGGCCCACAUGCCCAGGGCUCUCUGAGGGCCGAGCCUCCUUGGGCCGGGAUCCGUGGAGGAAACUUCUUUGCGUCCUUUCUCCUUUGUGGCCCCCACUGGACGAGGCCCAGCACCUGUCGCUCAGCUGAACCCGGGCAGCGGAGGGCAAGCUUCGAGGCGAAGCCAGAAGCUGAGAGGCAGAUUGGGGUCCGGAGGCCGUUCUGUGAUUGCGCGGGGAGGACGCAUCUGGGCCGGAGCCAUGGUGAGGAACAUGGAUGACCUGGACUUCUGCCUCCAGUCCCACCCCCAGGACAUCCUGGAUGGGCUCCGGGCCUUCCGCGCCCACCCCAAGCUGUCGGACAUCACGCUGCGGGUCGCUGGCCAGGCGUUCCCGUGUCACCGCAGCCUCCUGGCCCUCUGCAGCCCUUACUUCCACGCCAUGUUUGCGGGGGACUUUGCGGAGAGCAUCGCCGCCCAGGUGGAGCUCCCCGACGUGGACCCCGGCACCGUGGGGCUGCUGCUGGACUUCGUGUACACGGGCAGGCUCACGGUCAACCAGGACAACGUGGAGGCGCUGACCGAGACCUCCAACCGGCUCCACUUUCCCGCCGUGCAGAGAGUGUGCAGCCGCUACCUGCAGCAGCAGAUAGACGCCAGCAACUGCCUGGGCAUCUGCGACUUUGGCGAGCGCCACGGCUGUCCGGAGGUGUCCUCCAAAGCCUGGGCCUUCCUGCAGGAGAACUUCGAGGCCGUGUCUCAGGAGGAGGAGUUCCUCCAGCUGCCCAAAGACAGGCUGGCCACCUACCUGGCCAACGAGCUGCUCCAGGUGCGGGAGGAACAGAGCCGGGCCGAGGCCCUGCUCAGGUGGGUGAGGUACCAGGAGGAGGCCAGGGCCCGCUACCUGCCCGAGCUGCUCGACCUGGUGCACCUGGUCUCUCUUCCCGACCAAUUCCGGCAGCACUUGCUCUGCACGGAGCCUUUGACGAGGGCUUCGGAGGCCUGCAAGGCGGUGAUCUCCCAGCAUCAGAGCCCGUCUUCAACAAUGCUUCCGCAGAAGCUGGAAGAAGUUCUGGUGAUAGUAGGGGGGCGAGCACUGGAAGAGUCCGAGGAUGAGGAGAAUCAUGAGGAGCCUCCGCCCAUCUCCAGGAACUGCGCCUUCUAUAAUACAAAAUCUAAACGCUGGACGGCCCUUCCCGAUUUCCCCGACUACCAUAAGUGGGGCUUUUCUCUGGUGGCGCUGAACAAUGAUAUUUAUGUCACAGGAGGUUCCCGCGGCAGUAAAAUCGACACGUGGUCCACAACCCAGGUCUGGUGCUUUUCACAGAAAGAGGGCAUCUGGAAAAUCAUUGCGCCGAUGUUGAAAGCCCGCACCAACCACGCCAGCGCCGCGCUCAACGGAGAGAUCUACGCCAUUGGGGGGACCACCAUGGAUGUGGUGGAGGUCGAGAGCUACAACCCCUACAACGACAGCUGGUCAGUCAUCAGUCCGGCCCCCAAGUACGUGAGCAACUUCUCUGCCGUCGGCUGCCACGGGAGGCUCUACCUCGUGGGCUCGUGCGCCUGCAAGUACAACGCGCUGACCCUGCAGUGCUAUAACCCCCUCACAGAAAUCUGGAGCGUGAUCGCCUCACCUUUCAUCCCAAAGUACCUGUCCUCCCCUCGUUGCGCCUCCCUCAACGGGGCCAUCUACCUCAUUGGGGACAACACCAAGAAGGUCUACAUGUACGACCCCGAAGCCAACGUGUGGCAGAAGGUUCAGCUGCUUCACAGUCUGCACGAGAAUGGGGGGAUGGUGUCCCUGGGCGACAAGCUCUAUGUGACGGGAGGCCGCUGGCAGGGCAUGGAAGGAGACUACCGGGUGGAGAUGGAGGUGUAUGAUGGGACUAAAGAUGUCUGGACAUGGGAAGGGGCGCUUCCCUGCCUCUGGCUCUACCACAGCUCUUCUUCCGUCUUCAUGGACAUCUCCAAGUGGACAGAGCCCUUUGUGAGGAGCUAAGGGCCUCCGAGGUCACACCUGUUCUUCUACCAUCCUCCACUAAAGUUGCAGUACCCACAGGCCUUUGCAUGAGCCUCCCCCGGGUACCCCUCUCCACCACGUCCGGACGUCAUCAUGUGUGCAAGUUUCUGCUUCUUCCUGCUUCCCAGACCCAGAAGCCUUCGAGAGGAGGAAGUGAAGAUACCCCCUGGUUUCCAAGGAAAGUUUGAAUGUGACUGCCAUGGCUGCUUUUGUUGCCUUUGCUGUUAUUUCCUUGAUAUUACUGAGACCCCCUUUUGACAUGUUCUAAUUGGGCAACCCAGGGCAAAUCCAGAAGGAGGGGAGGAGG